This is a messenger RNA of Drosophila eugracilis, 558 nucleotides long. RefSeq lists its product as uncharacterized. The record is from RefSeq and is a predicted model, not a curated record. The transcript is spliced from 3 exons. Bases 1 to 558 code for a protein of 185 amino acids. Lineage: Eukaryota; Metazoa; Arthropoda; Insecta; Diptera; Drosophilidae.
AUGUUGCUGCCAGGUAGAGUUCUACUUUUUGGGCUGAUCCUCUGUACAGUCUGCAGAAUUCUCGAAGGUCAAAAGUCCUUGAACUUCCUGCUCUUUCGGAAGAUCGACACCGACUUCAACAGGAAGUACAUUUCGCUGUAUGGGGCAGCGAUCAGCCAGGACCACACCACCAUCAACUUCACCCUGAACUUCUCCCGGAACAUCACGGCGGACGUGUGGCUCAGGGCCACCAUAGGGCAGAGAGUGUCUAAGAAAGGAGACACCUUCAGGGACGUCUUCACCUACAACGUGAACUUGUGCCAGGUGAUGGGCAGAGCCAAGGGCAACAGCCUAAUCAACUUCUGGCUCAACAACAUCCUUAGGCAGUCCAAUAUGCCACGAAGCUGCCCUCUCAUGGAGGGCAACUACUAUAUGUGCAACAUUCGGUCGGAGAAGGAGACCAUUCCGCGGUUCAUUCGCUCGGGUAGCUUCCGUAUAGACUCCAACGUCUAUGUGAGGGACUGGAACAACGUCAACUUGACAGACACAAUCUUCUACGUCGACAUCAAAAUGAAGUGA